AGCAUGCCUCGUUAUCAAAUCACUGUUUCGCUGCUCCCCGUUUCCCACGAGGCCACGACGCACGUGCUCCAGGCGCCGCCGAGGCCGAGCAGGAAGAAACAGCCGCGUCGCAACGACCAAGCAACCAACUACAUCCCCCUCCUCCUCUGAGGCUACCGAGGAAGAAUCAACGACCCCAUUCCGCACAAUCCGCGGCGCGAGUUCCGAGCAAGCCCGCCGCUCUCUCUCACACAACGGUGCCGGAGGCGCGAGCGAGCCCCGCGGGCGGCAGAGUCGAUGGCGGCGGCGCAGAUCCGUGGAUCCGCCGCGACGGCGAGGCGGUGGCUGGCCUCGCCCAGCGCCCGGAUCCUCCGCUUCGCGCCGCUGGCCGCGUCUGCCGUUCCGGCGUCGCCUCGGCGGGGAGCGUUCAGGGGCCUUGCCGCUGGUGCCGCGUACAAGCCAUUGACUACACUGUGCAUGAAGGCAGACUAUACCACUCCUGUUGAUUCUGUCACUGCUACAGAGCAAGCAGGUGUUGAACUUGAAGAGCCAGCCAUUGUGGCACCUGCCAAUGAAGAGAUAAAUACAGCGCAGGAGGUUGCUCCUCAACAAAAGUGUGCAAAAAUACAUGACUUUUGCCUAGGGAUUCCUUUUGGUGGAUUUCUGUUUUCUAUGGGCCUUAUUGGAUUUCUAUUUUGGAGGACUCCUGUGAGUCUUACUUUCGGUGUCGCACCUGGCCUUGCUAUAUUAGCCCUUGGCGUGCUUAGCCUUAAGGUUUGGAGAAGUGGAAAAUCCAGCUUGCCAUUCAUACUGGCACAAGCGGGUGUUGCUGCUGCGGUCGCUUGGAAACACUGUCAGGCAUACACUAUAACGAAGAAGCUACUUCCCUGGGGCUUCUAUGCUGCACUCAGUGUUGCAAUGAUCUGCUUCUACUCCUACGUUCUCCUUGCUGGAGGGAAUCCGCCUCCAAAGAAGGCAAAAGCUGCUGCUUGAUUGUCUUGAAGACCUUUCACUCAAGCUUCUCAUAAUUGUACUAAUGUUGAUGAUAGGGUUACGGUUUUCUUUAUGUUGGUGAAUACUGAACACAAAAUUGCGUUGUAGCAUCUGUACUAAGUGAAAGACCGAGUGUAGAUAAAAUUUUCCCUGAUUUUACAUGACUGUUGUUUUAUUUAUACACCAAUAACAUCACUCUUUACCUC
Molecule: messenger RNA, 1178 nt
Organism: Panicum virgatum (switchgrass)
Lineage: Eukaryota; Viridiplantae; Streptophyta; Magnoliopsida; Poales; Poaceae
Product: protein FATTY ACID EXPORT 1, chloroplastic-like
Exons: 6
Coding region: 277-972 (231 amino acids)
Cellular component (GO): membrane
Source: RefSeq, a predicted model, not a curated record